Messenger RNA from Populus euphratica (Euphrates poplar), 669 nucleotides. RefSeq lists its product as uncharacterized. The transcript is spliced from 4 exons. The coding region runs from base 1 to 669 and encodes 222 amino acids. Lineage: Eukaryota; Viridiplantae; Streptophyta; Magnoliopsida; Malpighiales; Salicaceae. The record is from RefSeq and is a predicted model, not a curated record.
AUGGUAGAGUUUUUAAUCGGACACAAACCAGAACAAUGCGUGGAUGCUAAUGGCCGCCUAUUACCACCUCACAGCAAGCGAUCGAAAGAUGACCUGUUCAUCCUUAGCGCUGCUAUCAUAGGGCAAAAAUUUGAAACAGCUUUAUUGUUGCUAGAACUGGGUAAAUCGCUCGCCAGCUUGAAGGACAAAAAUCAAAUAUCUACUCUUCAACUUCUAGCAGAAAUGCCAGCUGCUUUUGAGAGUGAAUUUCCCGUGGGCAUAUUUGAAAGACUCAUCUACUGUUGCCUUCCUGUUAAACGUCACCACGAGGUAAAAUCACAGGUACAAACUUGGUGCCUGGAAAAUAAGAAAGAUCUUGAGAGCGGUCGGGGGAGGAACUCAGGAGAUCCGGGGAGUGUCUCGAAGAGGAAUCAAAGAGGCGGCAUACUCAAAUAUUUAAAGGUCCCUGAAGGAUGUUGGCUAGAAAGAAUCUGGAACCGGAAAAGAAAGCAUGUAUUUGCUUUGGAAUUCGCCGAAAGCCUAAUAAAGGAAGAUAAUUCUUUUAAACGAGUCACCACAGCAGAGGAAGACCAAAAUGAAAAAGAAGAAGAGCAAGAAAUGUGUGCGCAAACUUCUCAAAACACUAGGAAAGCAAUCAUUACGGAUUGCCAACUAUACAACUACCUAUGA